CACGGCCACGCAGUAACCCAGAGAGAGAGAGAGAGAGAGAGAGAGAGUUAGUACUCUGAAAUUAGCUGAAGGAGAGAGAGAGAGAGAGGGGGGAAGAAAAGGAGAGACAGAGAGAAGAAAGAAAAGUUGGUCCAUAAGGAGAAAAAAAUUGUCUCUGAGAUUUGCAGAAGGAAAAAGAAGAAAGAAAAAGAGGGCUGAAGAAAAAAGAGAGAAAAAGGAAAGCUGAGAGUAGUAAAAGGAACAGAAGAAAAAGAGAGAGGGAAAGAAGGAGAGAGGGAGGGAGGAGGGGAAAGAGAGUGACUAACUGGACUGCUGAAUAGAGGAAGUGUGUGAAUAAAAGAAAGAGACGGAGUGACUCAGUGGACUCGGUGGAAAAGGAAGCGUGUGUGUGUGUGUGUGGACGCAGUGAGACACUCAGAGCUCCAUGUGGAUCAGUAAUGCCGGAAUGGAGAGAGACAGAAUCUCAGCACUGAAGAGGUCAUUCGAGGUCGAGAAUGUGGAUUCGUCUUCGAACUCUUCCUCUCCUCACAUGCGUCGCUCUCCCUCCAUCCAGCGCAGCUCCAUCUCUCCAUCCAUCAGCCGCCGUCAUGAGCUCGGUGCCAACGGUGCCAUCAAGCCCAAACCACAGACCCCCGAAGCUGCAUCACGCCGAGCCGAGCUCAGCAUUGGCAUCAACCCCAAACCUGUUGACAGCUCCCCCAGUGCUGGCAUUUCCCGCUUCAACCUGAGGAAGCCUGACAUUUUGGGCCACAACAAGAUGCUAGAGUCGCAAAAGCAUUCUGUCACAUUCAGCAAGACCCUUGAGACCACUAAUCCAAUCGUCAGGACACCAUCCAAUGUCAGUGCAAGACAACUCCCCGAGACUACUUUCAGGAGGAACGAACCGCUGGAGAUCAACGUCAGCAAGCCACCUGAGGUCAAAGGUCCGGAGAAUCAUCAACAUUCAUCUGCAAUCACAAUGGGCUGCCCAUCAUUCAGUCAUGCUGGACGGAAAUCACCCAACAAUGAUGGACACAGCUCCGAGAUCAGCACCGGUUUCCACGGCAACAUGGCAGACAAGGGGGCGGAGAAGGGUGCAGACAAGGGGGUGGAGCUUGGCUACGUGGGCAUUGACGCCAUUUUGGAGCAGAUGAGGAGGAAAGCGAUGAAGCAAGGCUUUGAGUUCAACAUCAUGGUAGUGGGUCAGAGUGGUCUCGGUAAAUCCACUCUUAUUAACACUCUGUUCAAGUCCAAAGUGAGCCGCAGGUCAGUGAUGCCAAGCAGCGAGGAGAGGAUUCCCCAAACCAUCGAGAUCAAAUCCAUCAGCCAUGACAUUGAAGAGAAAGGUGUGAGGAUGAAGCUGACAGUGAUUGACACACCAGGAUUCGGAGAUCAGAUCAACAACGAGAACUGCUGGAUGCCAAUCAUGAAGUUCAUUAACGAGCAGUACGAAGCGUUUCUGCAGGAGGAGGUCAACAUCAGUAGGAAGAAGAAAAUUCCAGACACACGUGUGCACUGCUGCAUUUACUUCAUCCCACCGACAGGACACUGUUUGCGGCCAAUCGAUAUUGAGUUCAUGAGGCACCUGAGUAAAGUGGUGAACAUCGUUCCGGUGAUCGCUAAAGCUGACACGCUAACGCUGGAAGAGAGAGACUUCUUUAAAAAGAAGAUCAGAGAGGAUCUGCGAGCCAAUGAGAUUGAGGUUUAUCCUCAGACGGAGUUUGAUGAGGACGCAGAGGACAGAAUUAUCAACCAGAAGAUCAGAGACAUGAUCCCCUUUGCUGUGGUAGGCAGUGAUCAGGAGUACCAGGUGAAUGGGAAGAGACUGCUGGGUAGGAAAACACGAUGGGGCACAGUAGAAGUGGAGAACGUAGCACACUGUGAGUUUGCGUAUCUGCGGGAUUUGCUCAUCAGGACACACAUGCAGAAUCUGAAGGACAUCACCAGCAGUAUUCACUAUGAGGUGUAUCGCGUCCGCCGACUCAACGAGAGCAAUACACUCGCCACACACUCCGGCGGAGAGGCCAACGGCCUGCUCUCACACGAGAUGUAGACGUCCGUCUGCUCUCUCCAUCCAUCCAUCAAUCCAUUCCUCCAGAUCCAACGUGUGGACUGUAGAAAUGCUAAUACAUGUCUGCGAUGUGAAAUGAAUUGUGUGUGUGUGUGUGUGUGUUUAGCAUUUAUGCUUGCUGACUAAAAGUUUUUCAGUUGUUUCCCCCUCAGAUCUAAAUCUUGAACCUGGGGUGAUUUUAAAACAUUGUAAAAUUACAUUAUGAUGCAACAAAGCUAACAUUAGCUUGCUAAUGCUAACACACCCUGAUUAACCAACUCUCGGUCAUUUUAAAUCUUACUUCAAUAACAGCAGCAAUCGGAAAACUGAAACAAAUAUUUGCUACCUCGCUCACGUGCUAGUUAAUUUACCUUCUUUAGUAUGCUAACUAAAAUGAAUUAGCUUUGUACAAAUUAUAUUUAUGUAUAUAAACAUGAAACAUAAUUAUUACAUCAUUACGUAUAAUUUAUCUCAACAAACUUUUAAUAGAAGUGUUUUAUUAUUGAAUAGUUUAUCUAGCUAGUCAUAGCUGAGUGAGUUAACGCUCACUGUUAGUUAGGAAGUUUACGAUCGCCAAGUUAACGCGAAUCAACCAAAACACCAAAUGUGAUUAGUUAAGUUAGCCAGCUAGGUAUAGGCUCGUUAGUGGAUUUAAAAUGUGUCAUUUCAGUGUGUGUGUGUGCGUUAGCUAGUUAAUGCUAGCAUAAGGACAUCAUGAUGUAAUUUUCUUUAAAGAGCUAAGGAAGUUAGCAGGAACCAGCUGCCACGGAAACUGUUUUCCAUUAGCAUUCAUUCAUUUCUGUCCAUGUUAGCAUUGUCUCGCAUGAUAGUUCCACAACACACAUGAACUGAAACCUUCAAUAAAUCAUGAUUUUUUUUUUUAAAUAUGUGUAUAAAGCUAAAACUAAGAGAAGACUCCUGGCAUCAUGCUAGCUGUGUUAUCCUUAGCGUGCUAGCUGAAGUUUAUGCACGUUUUUAGCGGUUAGCAUGUUUCCUGUUCGCUUCACACGUCAUCUUUAAAUAUUUUAACUUUGUUUUAACCUGUUUGUGUUGUUUGGGAGGCAUGUUUUUCAGCGCGUGCAUUGAUGUAAGCCAAAUAAACAUCUUUUGAAUCCUGAAUGAAA
Neoarius graeffei (lesser salmon catfish) is the source of this 3153-nucleotide messenger RNA. It is a transcript of the gene septin9b, whose product is annotated as septin 9b. The transcript is spliced from 12 exons. NCBI's taxonomy places the organism in Eukaryota, Metazoa, Chordata, Actinopteri, Siluriformes, Ariidae. Bases 425 to 2032 code for a protein of 535 amino acids. Gene Ontology annotation, biological process: cytoskeleton-dependent cytokinesis. The record is from RefSeq and is a predicted model, not a curated record. Gene Ontology annotation, cellular component: septin complex; microtubule cytoskeleton; septin ring. Gene Ontology annotation, molecular function: molecular adaptor activity; GTPase activity; GTP binding.